AUGCCUGGUCGUCAAUUUAUAUAUACUAGUAAUGGUGAUUUCGAAGAAUCAAAAGAUGUUGAUACUGAAACAUUAGAGGAAAUUGCUACUGCAUGUAAAAGUGGUUCUGUACAUCAAUUAGAAGCAGUUUUGAAUUCACUCAAUCCAGAUAAACUCAGUGGUUAUUUAAAUGCACUGAUCUAUUUUUAUAAAGGUGCAGGCGAAAAAUAUUUAACUCCAUUGAUGAUUGCAUCGGUUCAUGGACAAGAUUCAAUUAUACGUUUGCUGUUGCAAAAUUAUUCAAAUGUUUGUUUAAUUGAAGCGCAAAAUUAUACUUCUUCUUAUGAUUUUGAUUAUGAUUACUAUGAUGAACAUUUCAAUAAACAGACAGCUUUGUGGCUUGCAGUGGAAAAUGAACAUUUAAACGUGGUUCAAACUCUGGUAUCACUUGGUAAAGCAAAUGUUAAUCAUAGAGCAGACUACUCCUAUCAUGAUACAAAUUGGACACCGUUGGGUAUAGCUUGUUGUAAGGGACAAUUAGAGAUGGUCAAGUAUCUCAUAGAGAAUGGUGCCGAUCUAUACAAUGCAGAUUCGAAUGACUCAACAUCUCUUAUGAUUGCAUGCAAAAAUGCGCAUUAUGAUAUUGUACAAUAUUUACUAAGUUUAGAAAAUAGCAAUAAUCAAUUUUUGAAUGCAACCAAUAACGAAGGUUCAACUGCAUUACAUAAAGCAGCAUGUGGGAGGACAUAUUUUUUAUUUACAGCAGAAUAUAGUAGAUCAUUAGAACCCGCUGGAUAUGUAGAUCGGACAUUAGAUAUUGUUAAAUUACUGCUCACAAAGUAUCAAGUAAAAAUUGUGAAAGAUAAUGAUGGAUAUACGCCAUUGACAAAAGCUGGUAUAAACAAUCAAGAAGAAUUAAUAAAAUAUUUUAUUAAUACUGAAAAUAAUUCCUGGUAUACACUUCCACAAGUUAUCGAUGAACUUGAACUUAUCGGAUCUUAUCAUAUGAUAUGGAGCUAUGGCGAUCGGGGUCUCGAAAAAGCUUAUCACUAUUUCUUAUGGGCAAUGAAAUUAAGAUAUGGAGAUUCACAGGUACCAAUUCUUAAAAAGAAUUUGCGACCUUCAGCUGAAGCUUAUGAACACUGUACAGAAUGUCAAACCAUUGAAGAGUUAACAUCGAUCAAAGGUGCUCGACAUCGCGUGAUUAUUGAAGCUCUUAUGAUAUGGGAACGAUUAGCUCUCUCAUCCUCAUUUUUAUAUGCACUUGAUCAUCAGGCUGAAGAAUAUAAUAAUAAUAGUAAAUAUCAAUGUGCUCUCCAAUUAUAUUUACAUGCAUAUCACCUCCGAAUUGAAACACAAAUUGAUUUAAAUAAAUGUAAAUCCUGUCUGUCGUGGUGUGUUGUAAUUAUGAGUAGAAUGAUCUCUGAUAACAGAACAGAACAAAUCCAAUUUAAUACAUUUCUAAAAGUAUUACAAGCAACUGAAAAUGAAUUUUUAAGAAAUAAAAAUCUACCAUCAACAUUAAAUGACAAGGAAAAGCAAAGAAAUUAUAUUUGGUCAUCAAAUGAAACAAUCCCUUACAUUAAAAAAUACAAAGCAGAUAAAUGUUUAUAUAUCAUACUCAAUCUUCUCUUUAUUGGAACAGAAAUUUUAAAAUGCAGUGAUGAAAAAGAAAAACAACAACGACAAAAAGUUCUUCUUCAACAAACUAAACAGUUGGUUGACUCUAAUUACCGUACAAUAGCCGAUAAUAAAACAUUAUUACACUUAUCUGCCAUGCAAAGUCACAACAGUGUCCGUAUUGGCAAUGUCACAACCUUUCCAUCUCUACCAGUAGUUCAAUUAUUACUCAACUGCCGAGCACCGAUUAAUGCAGUUGAUUAUUAUAAUAAUACACCAUUACAUCAGUUAGCUGCAAAUACAUAUCGACAUUUUGACUAUUACGAACCUGAAGAUUAUACCGAUGAAGAGAUGGAUGAUAUCGAAAUAAUCUUCAGAUUAUUUAUUGAUGCUGAUGCACAUCUCGAUGCUGUUACACAUCAAGGAAAAACACCAGAAGAUUAUGCCAAACACAUGCGACUUAAAAAUCUUUUCCAAAGAUAUCCAAUUGAACUCAAUCUAAAAUGUCUUUGUGCACGGAUGAUUCGAACAAGCAAGUUAAAUUACACGAAUCAUAUUUCUCAACAUUUACAAUCAUUUGUUCAACUACAUUGA
Adineta steineri is the source of this 2193-nucleotide messenger RNA. Lineage: Eukaryota; Metazoa; Rotifera; Eurotatoria; Adinetida; Adinetidae. The record is from the annotation of a GenBank genome assembly.